AUGGUCUCCGUUCGAUCCAAGAAAGUUCAGAAGCUUACUUACACCCAACGUGUCUUAUCGGCACUCUCGCAUAUUCAGAAAGAUUCUAGGAAACACGCCAUUCACCUCGCCACCAUUCGCGCGCAGGUUCGCAAGCAUGCCGAUGCACGCAAGGACAAGCUCGGCCCUCAGUGGGCACAUUUCGUCACGAAGGCGGUGCAUAAACUCGAAGACGACGGUAUCCUCCAGCGCGUAGACGGAGGUCCGACUGGGCAGGUUUCUUUCACGCCUGGCGGAAGGAAAUCGAUAAGCUCCGUUCGCCGCGCAAUCCCUCACACGGAGUCCACGGAAGACGUGCUAUGGAAAUACGUUACCCCCAUCGCCGCCGACGCAGCCUCUCCUGCCACAACCACAUCACAGUUGCCAUCGACCCCCCACGGUGCAGCGACUCAACCGCAGCGCGAUUACACUACUCCUACACGCAAAAGGAGGCGACCCUCUGGGUCUCCACUCAAACGCGUCACCCGACCUCGCUUCUCUACGAUCUCCACGCAUGUUUAUCCUCCCGAAGAUGAUGACAUGGAUAGUAAUACGGAUGCACAGACGGAUACGCCGACGGCUGCGAUAUCGAAGGGAGGCCGAAAAUCAGUGCGGUUGUCUAUUCACGGUGCUCAUAUUCAGCGCUAUGACGAGGACAUGGACGGCGAGGACGGCGAUAAUCGAGACGCCAUGGCUACCACCAAGCCCAAGAAAGCCAUAUCGAAGAUGUCCAAACCCGAGCUCAAGGCGGAGUUGCUCCGCAUGAGGAGGGUAUCGCUCGGGCUCCAGAAGGAGAACCAACAGCUGUCUGUACGAUUACGCGGGACAGACAUUGAAUCAGAGGAAGAGGGUGAUGGCAUGGAUAUCGUCCCCGGCACGGAUGCAUCAGAUCCGUUUGAGCGAGCUUUAUCUCCUCUUACGGAUAUUGACGACGGGUCGCCGCCUCCGUCCCCACCACCAAUGACGCAAGACGACGAUCGCGUCCCGACGCGUCCUUCAACCCCCACCCAACAGCUCACAACGCCAACUAUCCAUUUGCCGUCGCCGUCUCAGACGUCCCUCGCAUCGUCAGCGUCGCCCGAAACCCAGCAAGACGCCGUCACACCCAGUCGCAAUGCGAACCAAGGUCCCCAGCUGAACGAUGCACCCACGCGUACGCAGUCAGGAUCCCUCAUCUCACACAUCUCAAGGAGGCCAACGCCGGCGCCUUCCAAUCCUUCGUCUCCUACAUAUCCAACUGCACCUCUCGCUCCCAGUCAUGAAGCGGAGCAACGUCAUUCUGGCGGCGGUGAUUCCAGCACAGCUCUGGAGGUGGAAAAACUGGAGGCAACUAUCACCUCCCUUGAAGCGCAGAGAGAUCGGGUUUCGGCGACGAAUACGCGUUUGGAGGAGCAGUUACUGGUUUUGCAGACUAUGUAUCCGAGGAAAAUGGAUGAGCUCCAAGAAGAAUUGCUUGGCCGUGUGGAGGAGCUGCGCGUGGCGGGGGCGGGUAAGCGCGAGCUGCAAGAUCAGCUUCUGAAGAAGGAUGCAGAGGUCCAGUCCUUGGGGCAUGAUCUAGAGGCUGCCCGAGCCGACCUAUCUACUGCGCGCAUUGUUCUCGCCGAAGAAACCGCGAAAUUCCAAGGAGAGAAGGCUUCGCUUCAGAAGAAUAUCGAGGAACUUCUUUCUGCCAAGACAGCUCUUCUUGAAGAGGCGGAAGGGAACAAGAACGCGAAUGCUCAGCUAGUCGAGGCGACUGAACGAUUGAAGGCGGCGAAUCAGGACCUCGAGGCGAGAAUUGCGUUGAUUGAAGAGCAAGUCGUUCAAGGCGAGAUACAGAGCACGCAACUUGUGGAGGAGAAGGCGCAGGUCCACUUGAGGUUGGAGGAAGUUAUGUCGAAGAACCGGAAAGCUGAGGCGACCGUGACGGAACUUCGAAACACGGCUAUCGAAAUCGAAGUGGAGAGAGAUGCAAUGCGUAGUCAGGUGGACGCUUCGAAUCGCGAGUUGGAGGCAGCAAAGGUCCAGCUACUGACGGUGCAGGGCGACUUGGUGAAGAGGAUGGAGGAAAUUGGACGUCUGCAGGAGGACUCCAACAGCAAGACGGAUGCGUUGGUCAAGAAGGAUCAAGAAUUGACUACGAAAGACGUGGAGUUGGCGACCAACGCCGUGACUUUGGAGGCUAAUUCCAGCGAAAUCGCUCACUUACGAUCGCAAUUGGCCGACGCGCAGCACGAACAGGAAACUUCUAUGGAGCAGCGGAUACAACACGAGACGCAGAUACAAGACCUAUUGCACCAGUUGCACGAGAAGAAUGGUCUACUUGAGGCCACCCAGAAAGAGGUUGAGCUCUUGCGCGCACAAGUCUCGACGGCCAAUACCGAGAUACACCAACUAAACGAGCUGUUCGGGGGUACCAACUCGUCGCUUACUUCCGCCCAGCAGGCGUUAGCCUCAGUGAGAGAAGAGCUAGAGGGUGCUCUUGUGGAGCGAGGCACGAUGAGCGCAGAGAUUAUGCGCCUCAACACGGAGCUUGCUGCUAUACGGCAGGAGCAAGACGUCCUGCAGACGACUUCGUGCUCUCAAGCCGUUGCCUUAGAAGCCGCUCUCGAAGACCUAGAGGAUGAACGGAAGAAAUCAAAGGCCUUGGCGGAAGAUCACGCUGAGCUUCAGAAGCUCAAGGAAGGGGAUGAAGCCACCAUCCGUGGACUGAACCAAAGGACAACCAGGUUGAAGGAGCUUGUUGAGGAAUUUAAGAAGGGUCAGGCCAAAGUCUGGGGAAAUUUUGUCGACGCCCUCAGCGACUUCGAGCCAUGUCAAGCUUCGCCGUCUGGCAUCGACGUCUCAUCGGGGUCCUCAUUUCCCAGUGUCCCAGUCAACGCCCCUCUCUCUUCGCCUAUACGCUAA
Molecule: messenger RNA, 2904 nt
Organism: Pleurotus ostreatus (oyster mushroom)
Lineage: Eukaryota; Fungi; Basidiomycota; Agaricomycetes; Agaricales; Pleurotaceae
Exons: 4
Coding region: 1-2904 (967 amino acids)
Source: RefSeq, a predicted model, not a curated record